This is a messenger RNA of Penicillium manginii, 1407 nucleotides long. RefSeq names its product ubiquitin-protein ligase peroxin 12 (gene pex12). The record is from RefSeq and is a predicted model, not a curated record. The transcript is spliced from 3 exons. The coding region runs from base 1 to 1407 and encodes 468 amino acids. Gene Ontology annotation, cellular component: peroxisomal membrane; peroxisomal importomer complex. Gene Ontology annotation, molecular function: protein binding; ubiquitin-protein transferase activity; zinc ion binding. Lineage: Eukaryota; Fungi; Ascomycota; Eurotiomycetes; Eurotiales; Aspergillaceae. Gene Ontology annotation, biological process: protein import into peroxisome matrix; protein monoubiquitination.
AUGGAGUACCUUCCUAGUCUUCAACAAGAGUUCGAUGCGCAUAAGCCAUCACUUUUCGAACUACUUGCCGAACAACAACUCUCCGAUCUUCUCCCACCUUCUAUCCGAUACCUUCUCGCGGUCGCGACUCACCGCCACCCCCGGUAUCUCCUCCGGAUCCUCAAUUCAUAUGACGAAGUCUACGCCCUCCUCUCUCUCGUUGUCGAACGCUACUAUCUGCGUACCUUCGGCGGAUCUUUCACAGAGAACUUCUACUCUCUCAAGCGCGAGCGCGUUCUCCGCACCAAGAAUGGCGAAAUCCCACGCGCCCAGGUCGGCGCCGACGGCCCCGUUCGCGACGCCCUCAAAUUGCACUCCACCGACGUAUGGAAGAACCUGUUGGUGAUGGUCGGUGUUCCAUACCUGAAGCGCAAGCUAGACGAAGGCUAUGAUAUCCAUGCUGCGCCCCACGCGUCUCUGGUGAUGGGCGGCGGGCCGCGAUACAACCCCAGCGACGACCUACCUCACAACCCGACAGUGCGCCAACGUAUCUUCCACUACUAUAAGUGGUUCUUGCGCAAUGUCUACCCAUCCGUGAAUGCGGCAUACUACUUUUCCGUUCUGGCGUUCAACCUCGCCUACCUCUUCGAUAACACCAAAUAUUCCUCUCCAUUCCUUUGGCUGAUCGGCUCUCGCAUUCGCCGCCUCGGCGCCGCCGACCAUCGUGCCAUCGCUGCAGUUCUAGAUCCCAAGCCUGCGCCUGGUGGCAGCCGAUCCCAACGACCAGGCUCAGGAUUGAUGGGUCUGCUCAGCCCACAGAACCUCAACACCCAGCUUCUGACCUCUCUUCGCUACUUCCUGCCGGCAUCUAUCUUCGCGCUGAAGUUCCUGGAAUGGUGGCAUGCUAGUGACUUCUCCCGUCAACUAGCCCGCAAAGCGACCGAAGUUCUCGACCUCCCAGCGCCCGUGAUAUCAGGCCUCACGAAUACGGCCGAGCGAAAGAAUCACCGCGCCGACAUCAACCCCCCCAUUUCGGCCACCUCCUACCUCCCCAUCUUCACAGUCCCUCUACCCCCAGCCGACACCUCCAGUGCUAAUACAUGCCCGGUCUGUCUUAACGCUUUGACAAAUCCGACCGCUUGCCAGACUGGCUACGUCUUCUGCUAUGUGUGUAUCUUCCACUGGUUGAAUGGCGAGCACCAACGACAAUUAGACUUCAUGGACGGAGAAGGUGCCGGCGCUGCUUGGGAAGAGGAGAUCACUGGCGAUGACGAGGAUGAGGAUGAGGAAAAGAACGACGGGCGUGCCAACGAAGAGACUGGAUCACGCAAGCGUGGUGGGAAAUGGGAAAGUGGGAAGGGUAGAUGUCCAGUUACUGGGCGAAGAGUCCUUGGGGGCACGGAGGGUUUGCGGAGGGUGUUGAUUUGA